UAGAGUGAAAAGAAAGUCUUAUUUUAUUUUUUUUGUGAUUAUAAGAGGAAAGGAGGGAAUAUUGGUGGGACCUUGAUCCACCGAAAUGUAUUUUUUGGUUAUAUCCAUAAUCCAUCUGUAACAGAUGAGCAAUAUGCGUAAUGCGUGUAUGGGAUUGGAAAGUCAAGAGUGGGGACAAGAGUUCAGUGUGUGUGUGUGUGUUUUACCUUGUAGCAAAAAACACCAAAACUGCCUCUAUAUUUGCUAAUCCAACAUGGUAGAUGACAACACACAUUGCUAAAGUGACAUCUAAAGAUAGACUUGUUGAUUACCUAGCUGAAGAUGCAAAAAUAAACUUGGUUAUUUUAUACACUCACUUUCUCUCUCCUCUGUGAAUGACCUCUUAAUGGAGAAGUUAAAGUACCUUUUUCAUCUCUAUGAAGUAUAUGUACUUUAUACUUUCUUUGAUUGGCUAAAUUCGGGAUUAUAAAACAAAAAGUAACGCCCAUGAAUGAUCAUAAAAAAAAUGUUUUUUUAGAAAACAAAAUAUGGGAACUUAGGAAAUAAGUUGAAUUCCAUAGCUUACUUCAGUUUCAGGAAAAAAAAGUUGGGACUUAGCAAACAAGUUUAUCUUUAUGGCUUAUAUCGGUCUUCAUCAUAUAUAAGAGAAGCAUGUAUUGUACUAAUAUUGAAGUGAUCAUUUGUUUGUAGUAGCAGUAGUAGAAGUUCAUAGGUAUUAUGGCCUACAUUCCUCCACACAAGCGUCACUCAUACGAAGCUGGUAGUAGUAGUGAUAGGCAUAAUAGACCCUCACCAAUCCCACUAUCGCUUGUUCCUCAAUUCAGGAGAAACCUUAAUUUGAGGUUGCCACCCAAACCCUUUUCACAAAGAAGUGGAAAGAUCGUUUAUAAGUAUGCAGAGCAGGCUAUUUCCACAUGGUUUCCUGUUGGUUUGGAUCACAAUCACCAGUUUCCAUCUUCUGUACAUGUUGACUCUGUUCCCUUGCAGCUUUUUGAGAGAACAACAGGAAUAAAUCCACUAGUUUUGUUCAACAACAACAAUCAUCCAGUUGAGCAAGUGAGGAGUCCAUGGGUGCAUAUAGCAGAAAAUGUUGUGUCAGACUUGCUUUCUUCCUUCGAAAAUGUCAAAAAUGAAAUCUUGGACUUGGAAGAUGUCAAGCCAAAGUUGGUUGCUAGAUUUGGAAAAAUUCUUUUUCAUGAGAGCCCUUCAAUCAGCGAAGAAACUAUGAGAGUAGGUUUGGCUACAGAAACUACAUUGAGUCAAUUGAGGAGAUCAUUUUACACAAAUAUUCCGAAUUCAUAUAUGGAAAACAUUAAGGGAGAAGUUGCCCAAAAGAUUAAAUUUGAUUUUGAAGAGGAGAAAGAUUUAUACCUUGUAAAGUUGUGUGAUGCCACACUACCAGAUUCAAAUAUUUCUUGCAAAUGCAGUGUGAUAAAAGAAGAUAAAAGGCUUCAGCUUUAUAAGAUUGAACUACAACAAGUGCGUCAUAUGGUCGUAGACAUAUCAUGCCUUGAUAAAAACUUAGACCUAAGGCUGAUGCUAUCCACCAAGAGGAUCUUAACAACUCUCGCGGAUGAUGAGAUGCAAAGCAUUAGAAGUCUUAUUAAUUCAGCAAUUCUAGAUCCAAAUGUGAAGGGUGGGUUAAGAUGGCCCUUGGGGAGGACAUCUUCUGAAGGUAGAUAUUGUGUGGUGGGGGUUUCGCACACAAUAGCUAAAGAUUAUAAAAGUUCAUCAUUGAGGCUGAAAGUGAGACAUGCUGAUCGAUAUAAUUUUGGAACUUCAAUUGGGGAAGCUACAAGGGAGAUAACUCUGAAGCUGAAAAACAUUGUCUCAUUAUUACAGUUUCAGGAACAGGAGGUUGAGGUUAGUUUGGUUUCUGAGAUGCUUAAAGACCACUUGAGAUUGAUAUGGGAUCAUUUCUUAUGCUGUGAACAUUUUUUUGACAUGAAAUAGCAAAAAAGGCGGUGAAAAGAUAAAAAAAGAAGGGAUACCAUCUGGAAAAGGGCAGUUUGAAUAUUUUUUAUAUGUUUAUGGUGUAGUUGCCUAUGUCUUAUUGCAAUUUCAAGGAAAUGGGCAUUGAUUCAGGAUUGUAGUUUUUAGUAUAAGAUGAUACGUCAUCUUGUAUGGAAAUUUCAGAUGAGUUAUUGUACGUGUGUGUAUCAUAUGAAUCGUAUUGAAUUGUUGUCUAAGUGUGUAUUGUCCAAUGUAUAAACAUGUAAAUUUACUGUGUUUGUACAAAUAUAUGAGAUUGUGCGUGA
This is a messenger RNA of Quercus robur (English oak), 2258 nucleotides long. RefSeq lists its product as uncharacterized. The record is from RefSeq and is a predicted model, not a curated record. The coding region runs from base 718 to 1953 and encodes 411 amino acids. The transcript has 7 exons. Lineage: Eukaryota; Viridiplantae; Streptophyta; Magnoliopsida; Fagales; Fagaceae.